Symbiodinium pilosum is the source of this 680-nucleotide messenger RNA. The record is from the annotation of a GenBank genome assembly. Lineage: Eukaryota; Dinophyceae; Suessiales; Symbiodiniaceae.
GUUCAUCAUCAUCACAAGCGCUGGCACAGGAGCUUGCGCAUCUGCUCGUACGUGCAGGACAGGAAUGCCUUGGAUCCACUGAGACCUGCUUGCCAACGCUGACGGACAUUCGGCGCAAAGUGUGGCCGCAAGUGCAGGCAUUGACUGCUUGGACCGGUGACGCCGUUCUUCCUGGCGGUUUUGAUAGUGAACAGGUCAUCGGAGAGUCAGUCUGCUCAAGCGGGACUUCAAUGUUCUAUCGACAUGUGUGGAAGGCUGGCGGCCAUAGCCUUUUCGAGAAGCUGCAGGCGAUCAGCGAUCAUUACGAGCAGAAAAGCUAUCUAUCUUUUUGCAGGAAGUUCGUUUACGUCCCCACGUCGAAGAAGAAGACUUUCACGUUCGUCCGGCAGCCGAUCUCCAGAUUCAUUUCUGCAUAUGCUGAAAUUGAAAAAAGGGUCCGUCUGGGCCACCACGAGUACAAGGUGCUCAAUCAAUCUCUCAGCGCAUAUCCUGCUGGAAGUUCGGGGAGGGCUGCAGAGUUCUUCCGCCAGUAUCUCAAAGACGGGAUCCGCCAGGAUGGGCAUCUAAGAAGUCAGAUGGAGUUCUUCACUCCUGUUGGUGGGUGUGCGGUGCCAUACGACUUCGUUGGUAAGGUUGAAAGCAUGGAGGAAGACUGGGCGCGUUUGAUGUUGCCAAUAUGA